UUGAGGUCGACUUUGAUGUGGUUGGUCUCAAAUUCCUUUUCUUUUGGAUGCGGAUGAUAACAUGGCUAACAUGUAAAAUUUGAAAUGGGUUGAAAAUUAAAAGAAUCACACGUCAAGGAAGACAUGGCUUCCUCAGUUUACACCAAAGAGCAAUUAAAUUACUUCAGAAUUUGUCAUUUUGUCACUAAUAUCCUGCCACAAGGGUUGCGAUCCAUUUUUAAACAAGAGUGGGACAGUCGUUACCAGGCAACGUUAGGAGAAUGGAAAGAUACACCCCAAAAUGGAAUGGACUUCUACAACAGGGAGUCUCCCCGGAGCCGAACGCGUAAUGCUCGUCUGCUGGAAACGAUAAAAAAUAGAGAUAGGGCACAGUGGGAUUGUACUACACUCUUUUUUGCAAUACUAUACUCCGAUUCCAUUGGCCACGGACUCGGUGCAGCAGUUCGCUCGAAUGUCGAUGAGCUCAGAGAAUUUCGCAAUGAAGAGUUCGCUCACAUGCCACAGGGUCAGCUGUCAGAUCUACAGUUCAAACUUGCUGUUCGUAAAGUGAAGAUCGCAUUUCAGUGUCUUGGUCUCUCAACCAAUGAUAUUCAAAAUGUCUGCAAGCAGAAAAGUUUUCCGACAGAGGAACUUCAAAGUGUUUUAGAAAAGAAUCAAGUCCUUGAAGAACAGCACCAUAUCCUUGAGGAACAGUUACAUAGUGAUGUUUCUUCAUUCUGCAUUCUUCCGCCUAAACCAUCACACGAAAUCGCACCUCGCGAGAGCGAGGUUGGCAAAAUAACAAAACGACUUGAACGGCUGAGAGAAGCAAAUGAAAAUGGUUUGAGUUACUUAUAUAUUUCGGGUAACCCUGGAAGUGGCAAAUCUCAACUAGCCGGUCUAGUAGCUCAACACUUUUACGAAACAGCUAACGAAGACCUCAAAACCCCCACGUUCGUCAUGACUCUUAACGCUGAAAGUUCAAAAACGCUCCUGGAAUCGUACGCUUCUUUGGGAAGACAAAUCAAGUGCCCUGAAUACACUAUCAUGCAAACCCUUAACUCAACAGAUAUGCAGUUUGAAGAACAAAUCAACAAUCUAAAGGAUUUGAUAGCAACCAAAAUUCCUCUUUACGGAUCGUGGCUCUUGGUGGUCGACAAUGUUAGUAGUUUAUGUGAUGUACAUGAUUUUCUCCCUCGGCCUGGAAACCACCUGUGGACGAAAGGCCAGUUGCUUAUCACAACACAGAACUCUUUAUCCAUCCCCUCUGAAAGCUCGUUUGUCUCUCACAUUUCAGUGAGCGAAGGCAUGGUGCCCACAGAUGCCCGUUGCUUUUUAGCAAAGGUCUCUGGUAUAAGACAACAAGGAAUGGAGGAUAAAAUCGCUAAGGCAUUAGAUUACCAACCCCUCGCGCUGGCUAGUGCAGGCGUUUACAUGAAAAAGGUUCGUGAAAGUAAAGUCGCCAGAAGCUUUGGAUGGGAAGAGUACUUAGAAAAGCUAGAGAGAGGUAUGCGAGCCCUUACUGAAAAGGAACUAACAAAAACCAACCCAAGCUACAGGAAGUCCAUGACUGUCGCAACCAAGCUGGCUAUUGAACGAGCGAUAAACAAUGACAGUGUUGUUAAAAGCGCGUUUACACUCCUUUCCCUGUGUUCUUUACAACCUUUGCAUUUAGACAUCCUUAUGAACUACAUUUUGAAUGAUCAAAAUCCGCAUUUGGAUAAAGAAGAAAUUGCCCUUCAGAUCCAAGGCUACUCUCUUCUUCUCUUCGAUGAGAGAGAAAGUGGAAUUUUUGUUAGUGUGCAUCAAGUUGUGCAUGAAGCCAGUAAAUCUGUAAUCAACGAGUGUCAGGAGCCUGAUGAACACGUUCGAAGUGUUGCAUACGCUGUAAUGUCCUUCAACCAAUUCAUAGACAUUCAUCUACCACACACUUGGCACAACGAAAACUCUAUUCGUGAUAGUGAGCAUCUCAUUCCACACUUGAAUACAUUUGCUGCAGAAGUUGAAAAGGUCUUCCUUCACGAGGAUAAAUAUCAAAUUACCGAGAAACACGUUUUCAACUACUUCAAAUUUUCAGAAUAUUUCAGAAGGCUUGCAGUAAUUUGCAGAAAUCACCGCGAAUUUUCAGGAGCAAAAGUUUACUGUGAAACAGCUUUGAAACUGGUUGAAAUGGAUAAGAAGAUACGGAGUUGUGAGUACCCUGGAGACGUUGAGUUAAAAGAACUUGGACCCACGGAUGAUGCCCUUGUGAGAAUUUGCAAUUUACUAGGUGGGGUUCAGCGUGAGUUGGGUGACUUUCAAAAUUCCAAGGAGAAUCAUGAACGUGCUCUAGACAUUCAGCUAAAAAAUCUUGGACCCCAGCACGUUGAUGUGGCAAAUUCAUACCAUCAUCUGGGUAAUGUACAGUACGACUCGGGUAACCUGAAAGAGGCCAAGGAAUAUCACGAACAAGCACUGAUUAUACGCCUGAAAAAUCUUGAACCCGAACAUGUUGAUUUGGCGAAUUCAUACCACCAUUUGGGUAAUGUGCAAUUUGUGUUGGAUAACAUGCAACAGGCCAAAGAGCUAUACGAACGUGCUUUACAUAUCCAGUUGAAGAAUCUCGAACCUGACCAUGUUUAUGUGGCAUUUUCCUACAAAAGUUUGGGUGAUGUACACCGUAAAUUUGGCGACCUGGAACAGGCCAAGGUGUACUUUAAACGAGCUUUAAAGAUUGAACUGAAAAAACUUGGUCCCAAACAUGUUGAUGUAAGGGGUAUUCAGAAUAAGUUACGUAACGUACAGCGUGCUAUAGAUGACCUGCGACACGGCACGGAACGUUAAGAGGAGGCGGAUUUUUUUUCUUUAAUUGUAACUUUUCUAUUGAUCAAGGUCAGUCAAACGAGGAAAUGAAAAAGUAAUUUACCGGCCAGGGAGUGAAAGUUGUAAAAAUUUAAUACCCAACUCUUCUCUUGUCACAACAAUCAUUUACUGUAGGAAUACCAGGGCUGAAAUUGGCAAAUCAGGGACUACUCAUUAUCCAUAACCUUAGGGGGGUGGGGGAUAGAGGGCUGGGAAGAAGGGGAAGCCAUUGCUCCCCUCCCCCCUAAGGCUCUGUAGUAUUCUAAUGAUCCCCCUCAUUGCCAGUAAAUUUUCUAUAAUCCCCUUUUAUACUCUGUCAGCGAUGACUGAUCCACCUCCACUCCCCCAAAACACCAUGUGAUCCCCAAAAUCCUCCCAGUCUUCCCCCCAAGGGAUCAAUAAUGACUUGCACUUAAGUUUAAGAUGAAUAGCUGCUUGAGGUAGAGAAUUUGAUAAUAGAAUAUUCUUAUGUGCCACUGGAAAUGCAAUAACUAGAAUAAUUUUUUUUCAUAUAGUUUAUCUUAGUUAAAUUUUCUUUUUUUAUAUUUAAACUGGUUAACUAAAGCAAUUAAGUCAAAUAACAGACGUAAAAUAGCAAUAUUGAUAAUUCUGAUUGUAAUUCAACUUUGUAAUAUAAAAUAUAUUCAGUCUUAA
This is a messenger RNA of Pocillopora verrucosa, 3474 nucleotides long. The record is from RefSeq and is a predicted model, not a curated record. Lineage: Eukaryota; Metazoa; Cnidaria; Anthozoa; Scleractinia; Pocilloporidae.